AUGCAGUCCGUGACAUUGACGAGCAGCUUGAUCCCAUCCGAGCUAGUAAUCAGUGAGACGGCGAUCGAUACCGUUCUGCCUACACAGUGGAACCACGCUCAAGCGCCUCGGUUUAACGUGGUGAACGCGAGCUCAAGAGUGUACGAGGACGAGUUGGGUGUGUUGACGAUCUCUGAGCUGUCGGUGGCGGAGUUGGAUGCUACGGCUCCAGAUGUGGACGUUUCUCUAGAGGUGUUACUACCGCAGAAUUGCAACUUGUCCUCAUUCGACGCACGUGAACGCGUUCCUCCGCGCGUCUGUGUAUGCAAGCCGACGCUGUCUAUUAUGAUGACGAACUCGUCGACCAACGAGGAUGGCGUGUUUACUGGAGCCAUUUCGGUGGUGCCGACGAAAGCAGAUGUGCUGUUUCGAAUUCAAGUUAUGUACCCGUCCAGUUAUAUUUCUCAAGUGGCUAGUACUAGCACUAGCCCGCGCUGGUCUACGGGAGCUGCUGGCAUCUCUGGUUCCUUGCUAUCAUCUUUCUCAACAACCUUGGGUGUCGGUGUAGGGGACGUUCUAACCACUGAGUUGUCCCUCAAACCGAUCACGAAGAUCUCUGGAAAUAUCAGCGUGGAUGUCAUGGUGGUGACUUCGACAGUGGACGUGGCCCAAGACUUCUUCAUAUCUGACUGCUACCAGCGUGUCUCUAGUAGUUCGGGUGUAUUCGAGUGUAUACCCUCGUCUCAACGGAAGUCGUUGGCCGUGACGUCCCAGUCGAUCGACCUGGUUAUUUAUCCAGUGGCGGAGGCACCGAGACUCGACGUGACUCCGGCCGUUCUAUCGAUUACUGAGAAUGGCGAAGCUUUUGUUACGCUGAGCAAUUGGACUUUGACGGAUAUUGAUGGGUCUGAGCGCAUGGAUCUCCGUCUCCGGUGCACGCCUACAGCAUGGAAGAAAGUGCUUGUUGACGGCAUUUUAAGCAAUUCUUCUAUCCAAGAUGCAGCUACGACAACCACUUUUGAGCUACUGUCAGUCGGCGUCUACGGAGGCGAGAAAAGCAUCGAUCUGAAGGUACAACUGAGUCCACCUUCGUAUUAUUCUGGGUCUAUCGACUGCAGCUUCGCGUCGCACGCCAUUGACCGCAGCGGUGGGUUCGUCUCGGAAGAUACGUACGAGACACAGUUGAGCGUGACUGUCGUUGCCGAGGCGACGGCUCCACUGGUAUCGAUCACGUCGACUAACUUCACAGCGGUGGAAGAUGGCGUCGCUGUGUGCGAUUCGGUGACGGCUUCGCUGGUGGAUGUGGACGGGUCGGAGGCGUUGUUCUUGGUCGUGAAUCCCGGCGAGUACGAGCAAUUCGUGACGUCAGUAACGUGGCGAUCGGAAGAUACGGUAAUGCCGUUCUCAGCGAAAGCGGACGGUGUGGUGCCUACAAUGGUAUAUAGCAGUCCGACACAGCGUGUUGUGGCUGCAGGAUCUGGUCGCGUGGAGAUGCACGGCAGUGUGGAGAUAGGACUAGCUACGGGGUACAGUGGAGAGUUACGCUUGAGCAUCGCGAGUGUAUCGCUUGAGAAGAUUUAUCUAGCGUCGACUGUGGCUUCGGAUGUUGCUGUUGCACACGCGUCGUCUAUUGACAUCACUGUAGCCAUCAGUCCGAUCUGUCAUGUGGCCAAUGUGGAGUUGAGUCCAGUAUCAGCAGUAACGAAGCCGUCGGUGGCGGUUCCGGUUCAGGUGAUUGCGUCUACCAUCGACACGGAUGGCUCGGAGGUUUUGGCAGCCGAAGUAUCAGUCAAUCGCUCGGCGGUAUUGAGUCUUUAUGGCACAAAUGCGUCGGAGAACUGGCUCACAGAUUCCGACCUCGUCACGCUUCCUCGACUACCAACACAGGACGUUUUCCAUGGGGAUCAGACGUUUACAGUCGUACCGCGUGCUGAAUUCGUGGGGUUCUUUAUAGUGAACGUAACGGUGAAGACGACCGAGUUGGCGACUGGGGAAAUCAAGUUUAAAACCGUCGUUGCUACAGUGCUAGUGACUUCAGUAGACCCCGUUGUUCGUGUCAGUGCCGUAUCUCGUGGGUCUUGGAACGAAUUCAUCCACUUACCGUUCCAGAGACUAGAUAUACAACAGGAAGACGUCACGCGCGAGAAUCUUUUGCUUUACGUGGAGAACCGGACCCAAGUCGCUGAUGUUUACGCUGGGUUUAUGCGGUUGACGCCUGUUACGCUGGGAGCAGUGAAUGUCUACGUGGUUCCCUACACUUUACGCGAUGUGGUUAGCGUCCGACCGCCGCAGUAUUGGUACGGUUCUGUAAAGCUCUUCGCUAUCGUGACGACCGUGGCUUUUGACGUCGUCUCGACACCUAAUCGAACUGCAUACCAAGGCACCGGAGACGGUAUUGUCAUCAUAGAUUUACCCGUGAUAAUCCAUCCGCGACCAGUCUCUCCGUCGUACAGUCUUGCCACAUCUUCGGAUGUUUCAGUGUCUGGAAAGCCCAUUUCUGUGACUUUUAACGCCGUUCUCCCAUCUGAUGCAUGGGGAAGUUCGACGGGAGGGAUGGCGACUCAGCUGGUAGUCGCACCUUUUAGUUUUACGGACUCUGUAUCGGUAAACCGGACUGUGACGGUGAGUAAAGCUGCCGUACGUGGAGCUCGCGCGUAUGGAACAAACUCUUCUAGUAGUAUCACUACAGUGGCCAAUGGUUCUAACAGCAAGGCGCAGCUGAUAGGAGAAGCUGAUCGAGGAAUGCUGGGCUUUGGGGAAACCAUUCGUGUGUUCCGAGUUGAGGACAACCAGAACGUCACGUUCCGUCUGGCAGACUUUGGCUUGAUGAGUGAAUUGACUGACCUAGUGAGCGUACAAGCGUUUAUCAUGGAGAACGCCGUUGACGCUGUGGUGAUCGGAUCCACGCAGCUAAAUGGAGAUACCGACUCGCAGUGGGGAGCGACGGUGCAAUUUAGAGAUUCACGCUACGAACUCUACGGGAACAAGAGUCCGGCUUGUUUAGGUGAUGUUGAACCAGCGUGUCUACUUGACCGAGUUGUGACAAUCACACCCCGCAGAUAUACAGCACAGACGUUCGACAUGACGAUAAGGGUCACAUCGAGAGUCUCAGCUAACGACAGCUUCUUCGGGUCGCUGUCGACUGUCACUACAAUUGCCAGAUGCCGAGUGACGGUGGCACCUGUACCGAAUACGCCGCUGUUGGUGCUAAACACUACUGCAGUGACGACGCUGGAGGACACAGCUGCUGCGUUUUCGAUCCUUGAGGCUUCUACACCCGAUCGAGACGGAUCUGAGGUGAUUGAAGUGGAGAUGAGCUUUGAUCCGCACUAUCUCGAUACGAUUCAAGUGGAUGGAGUGGCAGUGACAACUUCAACAGUGGCCGACACGGUGGUGCUCAUUCCUCGCAGCGCCGCAGUCUCUAGUGUAGCUAAUCGGGUUGUCUCUCUUCGCCCUCGCCGGAAUUUCGACGGGAAUUUCACGAUUCAACUUGCUGUUGCCAGUAUCGAGCUAUCGACAGGUGAGCGUACUCGAGUCUCGACGAAUGUAACUGUGGCAGUCGUAGCCGUCGCGGACGCGCCAGUGCUUCGAAUCGGCACGUCUGAGCUUCAUGUGAACCAGAACGUCGCUGCAGAGCUGACGAUCACCUCAGUGGGUCUGACGGAUGACGACAAUUCCGAGACUCUUCGUCUCGUGGUGGUCGAUCCUAGUAGAAGCGCUCUCAAGACUGUGGAAGUGAUCGGAGGUGAACCGUUCGUGAAGAGCAGUGCAGUCAGUACAUUCGUGCUGCCUUUGGUGCAUCUACCUACUCUAACGCUUCGACUCACUACGAUUGGCACGUGGUUCGGCUCCACGCAGCUUCAAAUCAACGCCGUAUCCCGGGAGUCAACUAACGGCAACGAGGUCACUACAACCGCCUUUGUGACGUUUACGGUAUACCCUGUGGCGGAUGCCCCGACGCUUGUGGUGGAGAACACUCAGGGACAGUUAACUCGACCCGCUCGGAUUGGUCUUGUGUCGGUGGGUAUUCCAAUCGAAUGCAAGUUAAAUGCGACGUUGUUGAACGUGUAUUUACUCCCCCGAUCAAGUGACGCUAUCGAAGUCAAGUGGCACAGCCGACGCUUACCGUAA
Molecule: messenger RNA, 4110 nt
Organism: Phytophthora infestans T30-4
Lineage: Eukaryota; Oomycota; Peronosporomycetes; Peronosporales; Peronosporaceae
Exons: 6
Coding region: 1-4110 (1369 amino acids)
Source: RefSeq, a predicted model, not a curated record